This is a messenger RNA of Rhizoctonia solani, 3144 nucleotides long. Its product is annotated as Transposon Tf2-7 polyprotein. Gene Ontology annotation, molecular function: nucleic acid binding. The coding region runs from base 1 to 3144 and encodes 1047 amino acids. Lineage: Eukaryota; Fungi; Basidiomycota; Agaricomycetes; Cantharellales; Ceratobasidiaceae. The transcript has a single exon. Gene Ontology annotation, biological process: DNA integration. The record is from RefSeq and is a predicted model, not a curated record.
AUGUCUUGGCUCAAGUUACACAACCCUACUAUAGAAUGGACUACCAAGCGUGUAAUGUUUAACUCUGUAUACUGUAGUACAACUUGUUUUUCUUCUUCUUCUCAUAUUAUCCUGGGAAACACUGGUGGGACUGCCAACCACCUUGAAAGUGUACCAGAAGACCUAGGAGGUGCUGAGGCUCCUUAUGAGGCUCUUGAAAGUAUCCCUAGGGACCCUGGAGGUGCUGUGAAUCAUUCACUUGAAGGCAUCCCAGAGGAACUCUGUGACUAUGCAGAGGUAUUUUCUGAGGACAAGGUGACAGAGUUGCCUCCUCAUUGCUCCUAUGACUUGGAGAUAGUCCUCCAAGAUCAAACCAAACAGGUUAAAGGACCUGUCUAUCCCCUUAGACCUUCUGAUGAUGAGGAACUCAAGAGGAUCCUAAAGGAACAGCUGGACCAAGGCCUUAUCAGGCCCUCAAAAUCCCAUUACAGCUCUCCUGUGAUCUUUGUUCCCAAAAAGAAUGGCAAAAGGAGGAUGUGCAUUGACUAUUGUGCACUGAAUGCCAACACAGUCAAGAACUCUUACCCCCUUCCUUUGAUUUCCAAUCUCAUUGAGAAGUUAAGGGGUGCAAAGUGCUUUACUGCUCUGGACCUUAAAUCUGGAUAUAACCUUGUCAGAAUUAAGGAAGGAGAUGAAUGGAAAACAGCAUUCAAGACUAAAUAUGGCCUUUUUGAAUACCUGGUUAUGCCCUUUGGGCUGUGCAAUGCCCCAGCUACCUUCCAGCAUUUCAUGAAUGAUAUCCUGAGGGACAUCUUAGAUGUCUAUGUGAUAGUGUACUUGGAUGAUAUCCUUAUUUUCUCCAAAUCCAGAGAAGAACAUGUUACCCAUGUCAGGGAAGUUCUCAAAAGGCUACAGAAGCACAAGUUGUACUGUCAGCUUGAGAAAUGCAGGUUCUUCCAGGAUCAAGUACACUACUUGGGAAUCAUAGCCAAUGGGGAAGGGGUAUGUGCAGACCCUGAAAAAAUUUCCAAAGCUGUUGAUUGGGCAACACCCCAGACAGUUAAAGGGGUUCAAGAGUUCUUAGGUUUUGUCAACUUCUACAGGCGGUUCAUUAUGAACUUCUCCAAGCUUGCAUAUCCACUCUACCAACUGUUGCGCAAGGAGAACCCUUGGAAGUGGGGUGCUGAACAGCAGGAGUCUUUUGACAACCUAAAAAGAGCUCUGAUUGAAUCCCCUGUCCUCAUUCAGCCUGAUGUUUCAAAAGAGUUCUUCCUUGAGUGUGAUGCAUCAGAUUAUGCAACUGGUGCAAUCCUUAGCCAAAAAGGUGGAGAUGACAAACUCCAUCCUGUGGCCUUCCUUUCAAAGAGCCAAUCACCUGCAGAAUGCAACUAUGACAUCUAUGACAAAGAGUUGCUUGCAGUGAUUAGAGCAUUGAAGGAAUGGAGAAACCUUUUGGAAGGCUCUGAAAUCCCUGUCAAAGUCCUCACAGAUCACAAAAACCUGGAAUAUUUCCAAACAAAGAGGGAACUUAAUAGGCGUCAGGCUAGAUGGAUGGGAUUUUUGGCAGACUAUAACUACAGAAUUGUUUACAGGCCUGGCUCCCAAAACAAAAAAGCUGAUAUCCUUUCCAGGAGAGAAGACCUGAAAGGGGAGGCUAAAGGGGGGGGUGAAGCCCCUGCACUUAUUGCACCAGAGCUUUUUAUAUCUUCAAUUCUCACAGACAGUGACCUCAAUGACCUUAUCAGAGAUGCACUGCCUGAUGACAAAACUGUUGCCAAAAUCCUGAAGUCCUUGGAGGAAAACAUUCCUGUUAAAGGCUGGUCUCUGGAUAAUGGGUUGCUCUACUACCACCAGUGCAUUUAUGUACCCAAUGAACCAGAAAUCAGGCGCCUUGUCCUUGAAAGCAGGCAUGAUAAUCCUUCCACAGGCCAUCCAGGACAGUGGAGAACCAUGGAGUUGCUGUCUCGCCAUUAUUAUUGGUCUGGGAUGAAGCAAUCUGUGGCCAAAUACAUUCAGGCAUGUGACUCAUGCAUUAGAAGUAAACAUUCCAACCAGGCAAAGAUGGGGUUACUCCAACCUAUUGAUCUACCCAGAAAGCCUUGGGAGGAAAUUACAUAUGACCUGAUUGUUGGCCUUCCUAUUUCAGAGGGAUAUGAUGCAAUACUCACAGUGGUGGAUAGACUAUCCAAGAUGGUCCAUUUCAUUCCUACCACCUCUAAAGCCACUGCUGUUGAUGUUGCAAAUCUCUUUGUAAACUUCAUAUGGAAACUCCAUGGGCUGCCCAGAAAAACCAUCUCAGAUUGUGGGCCUCAAUUCAAUGCCAAAUUCCUGCGCCAAGUAUACAAGCGUUUGGGGAUAGAGCCACACUUCUCAACAGCCUACAGACCCCAAGUGGAUGGGCAAAGUGAGAGGUUAAACCAGUUUGUUGAAAUCUUCCUAAGGCACUAUCUUAGCCAUAGGCAAGAUGACUGGGUUGCUCUCCUUCCCUUGGCAGAAUUUGCAUAUAACAAUGGGGUUCAUGCUGGGUCCAAACACUCUCCUUUUUACCUCUGUUAUGGGUACAAUCCAGAUUUCACUGUUGGGGAUAUUACUGUUACCCAAGUCCCUCAAGCAGAUGAACUGGCUGAGUUCUUGAAGAGAAACCUGGAGGAAGCCAAAGCUGCAUUAACCAUGGCCCAGAACAAGCAAGCCUUCUACUAUAAUAACAAGCACAAGGCAGCAAUCAAGCUUGAACCUGGUGAUAGGGUCUUCUUAGACAGCAGCAAUAUCAAAACUUCAAGGCCUUCCCACAAACUUGAGCACAAGAGGUUGGGACCAUACAAAGUCUUGGAGAAGAUUGGCAAAGAGAGCUACAAGUUGGAACUUCCAAAAUCUAUGAAGAUCCAUCCAGUAUUCCACACAGCUCUACUCCACAAGGAACCCUUUGAUGAAUUCCAGCGCAAACCCAAACCUUUGCCUCCUGUAAUUACCCAAACAGGAGAAGAAGAAUAUGUGGUGGAGAAGAUCUUGGAUUCCAGGAAGCAAGGAAGGAACCUGUGGUACUAUGUCAAGUGGAAAGGGUAUGGACCAGAAGAGAACACCUGGGAACCCAAAAGUCACUUGGCCAAUGCACCAAAACAGGUUGCCAAAUUCCACCAGCUACACCCAGAUGCACCUGGGCCUUGA